AUGAUAGAUCAAAGUAAUCGCGCCGGUCGUCCGAAUGGCGUCAAUGUUUUCAAAAACAGGAGAAGGAAAAGCAGCGGACAAAGCCCUGAUUUAUUGGGUGUUGGUCACACCUAUAGCCCGGAUAGCAAUCAGCUAAGCGCGGCAGCUGCAGCCGGCUAUCCAACUCAAGCGAUGUUUCCUACUAAUCCAUAUGCUGCUGGUAUCACACAUCCAGCAUUCACCAAUCCGGCCGCAUUAACGAGCCAUAUGUUUAUGCCGGGACCGAUGGGGCCUAUGAUGACACCGUAUAAUACAGCGCAAACGCAGAUGGGUGCAAACGUAUGGAUGGAAUCACUAAUGCCCGGGCAUAUGUCGAUGGAUGCAUAG
Molecule: messenger RNA, 366 nt
Organism: Gongylonema pulchrum
Lineage: Eukaryota; Metazoa; Nematoda; Chromadorea; Rhabditida; Gongylonematidae
Source: the annotation of a GenBank genome assembly